AAGACAAGACGAGCAGAAACCAACUUCUGUCAGUGGAAAAUUUACAGAUCACUGUUCAGACACAAAGAAGACAUCGCAACAGCGAAAACAAUGAUUUCCCUGUACGUGAUCUUCACGGCUCUGACAACAACAGCUCUGGGAAAAGGGUCGAUUGAAUGCAAUUUCUCUGAACGCUCUGGAGCUCAGCAGUGUUUUGGAGCCGUUGGACAGCUGUUGAUUUUUCAUUUGCCAAAUGCAACAAAUACAGAGGUUAAAUUGACAAAGGAUGAUAAAUAUCUUAUUUUAAAAAUAGUCAAAAAUCAGACAGUGACUCUGCACGAGGAAUAUGCAAAUCAGUUUGAACGCUUCACCAAUGGAACAAUCAAACUAGGUAAAGCAAUGAAGAGAGACUCUGGAGAUUACCUGUUGGAAGAAUUUGGAUCUAACGGUGUUUCACUGAAAAAAGUGAAAGUCCAUCUGGAAAUACAAGCUCCAGUUUUAAAGCCAGCUGUGUCUCAGAUGUGUUUGUCACAAGAAGAGAUGAACAUCAGCUGCUCCUCUGAGGGAGAUGGAGUAGAGUUCAUUUUGACUUUGGAUGGUCACUCACUGAUACAGAGCAGAGGCCACAGCCAUUCCCCAAGCAACUGGACAGCAAACAUGCAGUCAGUAGCUGGGAAUAAAACUGAACUCAGAGUUUCAAAUGUUACCAUGAGCUUGCAAGGUCAGCUGACAGGACUCUUGCGGUGUAUUGUUUGGAACAAUGUCAGCCGAGAUGAAACAGUUAUUCACCUACAAAGCUGCAAAGAUUUUGUUUCUUCCUCUGUGAUGUUGGCUGUGGUAGCUGGUGCUGUCACUCUCCUUCUCCUUGUGGCUCUGUGUCUUUGUAAAAUGCAUAACAAACCAAGACCCACAACUGUAAUUAAUGAGGGUAACUCUGAAGAUGAGGUUGUCUACACAGAAGUUAGAGUGAUAAAAAAUACAAGGAAAACCAGAUCCAACUCACACCUGAAUGCAAGAUAAUUUUUAUCCCUAAAACAUUAUUAAGCAUUAUUAAAGGUUCAGCGCAUAAUAUUUCUGAGGAUCUAUCAACAGAAAUGCAAUUUAUGAACCAUAACUAUGUUUUCAGUGGUGUGUAAAGACCUUACAUAAUAAACCGUUAUGUUUU
Messenger RNA from Micropterus salmoides (largemouth bass), 1144 nucleotides. RefSeq names its product T-cell surface antigen CD2-like. The transcript is spliced from 6 exons. The coding region runs from base 91 to 999 and encodes 302 amino acids. NCBI's taxonomy places the organism in Eukaryota, Metazoa, Chordata, Actinopteri, Centrarchiformes, Centrarchidae. The record is from RefSeq and is a predicted model, not a curated record.